This is a messenger RNA of Schistosoma guineensis, 1406 nucleotides long. The record is from the annotation of a GenBank genome assembly. Lineage: Eukaryota; Metazoa; Platyhelminthes; Trematoda; Strigeidida; Schistosomatidae.
AUGAAACCGUAUCAAUACGAUAAUGAAAAACAAAUAAGAAUGAUCAACAUAACAACAGUGAAUGAUGGGAAUGCAGGAGAAGAUAAUGAAGAGGUGGAGGAGGAAAUUGAAGAUGAAAAUGGGAAUGCAAGAGAAGAUAAUGAAGAGGUGGAGGAGGAAAUUGAAGAUGAAAAUGGGAAUGCAGGAGAAGAUAAUGAAGAGGUGGAGGAGGAAAUUGAAGAUGAAAAUGGGAAUGCAGGAGAAGAUAAUGAAGAGGUGGAGGAGGAAAUUGAAGAUGAAAAUGGGAAUGCAGGAGAAGAUAAUGAAGAGGUGGAGGAGGAAAUUGAAGAUGAAAAUGGGAAUGCAGGAGAAGAUAAUGAAGAGGUGGAGGAGGAAAUUGAAGAUGAAAAUGGGAAUGCAGGAGAAGAUAAUGAAGAGGUGGAGGAGGAAAUUGAAGAUGAAAUACCAACAUUUGAAGUGAAGUCAGUAUUGGCUAUAGAGAAUGAAACAUUACCACAAUAUUGGUCAGUUGAAUUGACAAAUACAAGUACUCCAGCUUAUAUUAAUUUGGCAGCUAUAUUUUGUGAUUCAAUUUUAAGUAGUUUGAAACUCGGAAAUCCAUCAUUGUCAAACGAUGCAAAAUGUACUAAUGUUACAUUCACACCAGUUGAGUCCUCAAAUCGUCUGAAAAGACAGGUAGACGCGACCUUAAAUCAAAAUAGAGAACAAGGUAUUCAAGGAACAGCGAAUAUAGAAAUUCCAACUCCUCAAGGAAAAGAACUGACUACAGAAGCAUUUACAAAUAUUAUUAAUUCUGGUAAUGAGAAAUCAGACAACAAAACCGGACUGAAGUUAUCUAAUGUGGAAACUAAAAAAACGAUUGUAUUAAAAACUAAAACAAUAAUGAAGAAGAAGAAGAAACGUACGAAAAAAGUUCCAGUAGAUCACACCGGAACUAUCAUCGCCAUAGCUGCUGCUGCUGCUGGAAUUUUACUAAUUGUAAUUGUUAUUGGAAUCAUUUAUAAACAUCGUCAAAGAAAUCCCGCUUUAACAUUAAAUCAUCUUAAAUAAUUCAUAAAUUUUCCUUAUUUAUUUAUUAUCGUUUAUUGAUUUAUUAUUGUUUAUUAAUUUAUCUUAAUCAAUAUUAGUUUAGUUAAUGUUUGUUAUUAAUUUUUGUAAUGAAGUACAUAUUUUUUGUAGUGAAUAGUUUCUUUUCAAUAAAACUUAUAUUGCAAUAAAUAAAUUUUUUUUAUUAUUUUCUUCACAACGAGAAUAAUGUGGGGUGGAACUCGUACUAGUCAAGUAGGUGGUUGUUGGUGAUGGGGUGGGUGUCUGACUCUCUUAUGAAAUAGGAUUGAGUUUUAUUGUUUUUAGUUAUCAUGUAAAAGUUUGAAUGAUAUCCGGUUAGUUCUCCUAAAAACCAUUAU